Molecule: messenger RNA, 2355 nt
Organism: Trichoderma asperellum CBS 433.97
Lineage: Eukaryota; Fungi; Ascomycota; Sordariomycetes; Hypocreales; Hypocreaceae
Source: RefSeq, a predicted model, not a curated record
AUGCCCUCAGCUGCGGCGCGCCAGGUAUACGAAGAUCAGAUACCGACGUUCAUGUCUGUCUUCGAUCUUGAAGCCGAGGCCAUGGCAGACCAGGAAACCUUCACAGUAGUCGGUUCCAAGUUCCUGGACGUGGCGCCCAAAGCCUCCACUCAGCAAACCAGUCUCCAAGCCUGUCUUGCCCCAGACCAAAGCCACAAGCACCGCGACAGUACUUCGACUCAGACUUCGGAGUCCGACGAUUCGUCUCCUACCACUACGCUUUCUACCACAGACUCCUCACCUCUUUCAGAUCCGUCACCAUCAUCAUCGCCAGAUUCCCCGCUGAACUUGAUUCCCCUCAACAAUUUUCACUCUGCAAGCUUCAGUGGCCCAUCAAAUCCGGUUUCACUGCUUAGCAUUUCGGAGGCGAGCGCGUUGGAGCGCCCUAUGACAUCUCCAGCACCAAGGAAGCCAAGGAAUAUGAAGGGUCUAUCAAUCCAGCCGCCAACCGCAGCAAACGCUACAUCCAAAAUGGUUUCAGAACCUUGCUCUCCAUCUUUCAUCAAACCGGCAAUCCCUGCCAUGAAGAGGAAGCCUAGCCUCCUCAGCCUCAAGACCAAUGCUUCGGAUUUGAUUAAUAAGACGUCGCUGGAAGUGCCAGGGUCGCCCAGUGUGCCGCCAAUCCUUCAGCGCCGCGCUCUGAAGCACUCAACGUCAUCGCCCUCCAUCCAAUCAUCAUCCUUGAAAACAUCCACGUUUGGGCCACCCGGUGGAAUGACCUUCCCCAAGGUGCUUGAGCGCAACGAGUCGGGGCUAUCAGAGUUCUUGCGGCCCAUGAAGUCCAGCAUGAAUUUGACUUUCGACGCUGCGAUCAUGGAAGAAGAUACCCCAAUCAAGACACAGCUUGCCUCUCGAAAUGACUUUGAUGAGCCUUAUCGUGAGAAUGAGAAUAACGAAGACCAGAAAACGCCAGGAUAUCCCGAUGGGCCAAUUGCCAUUUACGGCGACAACGUCUUUUUAUACCUAGAGCCUACGGCGGAAGAAGCUUCCCGAUUUGAUGUCGUCAUCAAUGUCGCACACGAAGUUCGGAAUCCUUUCGAGGCUAGACAAGAGCAGGCCAAACCUUCUUUGCACGGCCCCUCUUCUCGAGGCAAAGGAUUGUCGUCUAAUCUGAGCCCUAUCCCAGACACAGCUGGGUCAAACACCAGCUUCUCCACCGCCUGGGAAUUCCAGCUUUCUGAGGACAGCUCAAUGGAUACGCCAACCACACCCAAGGCAAACACUCUCAGCAUUCCGGAGUACAUUCAUAUGCCGUGGGAUCACAACACUGAUAUCGCGCCUGAUCUCAUGCAUCUCUGUGAGACUAUUGAAAAACGCACAAAGGAAGGAAAGAGGGUGCUUGUCCACUGUCAACAGGGGGCUAGUCGAUCAGCUAGUCUUAUUAUCGCCUAUGGCCUAUACCAAAAUCCCCAUUAUAGUGUCAACGAUGCGUAUCACGCUGCGCAAGCCAAGAGUCGGUGGAUCAGCCCGAACAUGAAACUCAUGUAUUCACUACAAGAUUUUCAAAAGGAUCUAUCUAUGAGGCGCACUUCACCGGGCUCUGGCCCCUAUCGACCUCGAAACGGACGAAGCCCAUCAAAACAUAGAUUGACCCUAUCUGCAGACGCAAUCGAAAUUACCCCUAAAGAGCCGCACACUGCACCUCUGCCGGCUGAAAACAGCAGAAACAGGCAGGGAAGUGAUCAUAAAGCUCGCCCAACUCUCCUCCCAGGACAUUCUGAUGAGCUUCAGACUAUUUCGCCUGGGCCUGCUUCGGCACCACUCACAUUCUCGUGGAGAGACAACUUUGAUCGGUCUGAGACUGAGCAGAUGGAGCCGGAACAGAAGAAGGCUAAGCAGAUGGAUCCUAUCAUUAUGGAGCCAGAGCCCAGCCCCCGACAGGCUAGACCGGAUCUCCUCCCGCCGCCGUCUCCCUCUCCUUUCAAGCUUCAGGCUCCUCCUCUGCGGCCAAAACUGAAGCCGACCGCAUCUUACUCAACUCUUGGGGUUCGUGGUUAUUCAUCGUCUCUUCCGCUUCAGACUCCCAGUGAAAAAGCCGUUCAUUUUUCGGCCAUCUUUCCUGACGAGGAUGUUGUAAUGUCGUCUCCCAGAGACGAAGAAAUGACUAGAAAUCCAGUACGAGACCUGACCUCUAUCGCGGGAAUGAGAUUCAUUGAGAGGUCAGAGCUCACUGAAAAUCUAUUCUCCCCAAGGCGGACAACUUUUAACCGAGAUUCGCUUUUCGCAUUCGGUAGGCCGGCUCAGAUGGCAGACCCGCGAAGCCCACCGACAAAAGGCGAAGCACCAAUUAUCCGCUCCAUCGAUGAUAUCCUAUGA